ACGGUCACACAGCUCAUGGCGUCUGUCUUUUGCCACCGGAUUUUUGUUUUUCGUUUUUUUACCUACAAUUUUCACCGGUUCGCCUAAUUUUACAACAUUUGGGAGCCUAAGAUGGGCUCCUCCAAAAAGCACAAGAAAAACAAAUCGGAGCGACGCGAGAAAUAUGAAGAAUACAGUCAGCAUCAGGAUCCGGCUCAGCUGCAGCGAGGUCUGAAGCUCAUCCUCAAGGUGGGAUCUAAUGCCACGCCAGAGUACAGUGCCAAUUCACCAAUGGUUGACGGAGGACCGCCCACAGCAGCCGAGGCCAUGAUGUCGCCCGUUCCCGAGGAGCUCCAGGACCACCAGGGCCACCGGGAGCGGCACAAGAAGUCGAAGAAAAAGAAGAAGAAGAAGGAUCGCGAGAAGAAGCACAAGCACCACAAGGAGAAGCGUCACCGGAGCAGGGAUCGCCAUCGGGACGCUGGAUCUGAUGACGAUGUAGUGCCCGGUGCCGACGAUGCUGCCUGCAGUGGUUUCGCCCCACCCUCGGUGGCUCCGCCGGCCGUCGAUCCAGAUUCCAGUCAGGAUGGCUUCAGCUUCAUGGACGACGAUCAGUCACAGCCGCUGCCGGAGAAUAUUCUGUUCUUCGCCGGCAUCACCACGGACAACUCUCCGUCCAACUGUCCGGUGUCCAAGCCCAUUGCACCGCGGAAGCUGGAGGAUAUCCUGAUGGGUUCCUCGCCAAACUCCUCGUCGUUGCAAUCCUCCUCUUUGGGAAUGGUGGGCAGCAGUCCCACCAAGCCACUGCCCGACCUCUUGAUACCUUCUCCCUCAACGCCUGGGGGAGCCAACUCCCUGAAUGCCCUUACACCCAAGGCUCUGGAGGCACCAAAGACCCCUAGCAGUUCCAGUGAGUCGGGAAGGGAACCCCGGAGUUGUGUGCUUAAGCUAAAGCAACAGAAAUCGCCGUUGAACAAGCUGCUGGAGCACCUGCUGCGCUUCCUAGAAAAGCGGGAUCCCCACCAGUUCUUCGCAUGGCCGGUCACCGAUGACAUGGCGCCCGGUUACUCCUCGAUAAUUAGCAAACCCAUGGACUUCUCCACCAUGCGACAGAAGAUCGAUGACCACGAGUAUGCCGCUUUAACCGAGUUCAGUGAUGACUUCAAACUGAUGUGUGAGAAUGCCAUCAAGUACAACCAUGUGGACACGGUUUAUAACAAGGCAGCCAAACGUCUGCUUCAAGUCGGUAUGAAGCACCUGCAACCGGAGAACUUAAUGAGGAGCCUGAAGCCACUUUCGGGGUACAUGAGAGAGCUCACUGCUAAGGAACUUGGCUUUGAAUUGAGUUCUAACGAUAUGUCACGGGAAACUCAUGAUUCGGCGGACGAAGGAGCUUCAACUGGAGCGGAAGAGCCACCCACUCCUGCCCAACUGGAGGAGGAGGAGCGCAAGCGAGUGCGGCGUUUGGAGAAUGCGCCCAAAACCCAUUUCGAGCCUUAUGUAGACGAUUUGACGGGGGAGGAGAUUCUGGCGCAAGUUCAAAAUGCGGCGCAACAGGCCAAGCAGAGGGUCAAUGCCAAGAAAAAUGCGCGAAAGAUGGGUUUCCUGCGUCAAUCGAAGGAUGGCAGUACCACUCUGAAUCUUCUGAUAAAGGAGGAGAACGAGGGUCCCGAAAGGGUAGUAACCAUUGGCGAUCUGGUGGGCAAACUGCAAACGGGAAGCACUCAGCUACAGGUGCGACAGGCUGACAAAAGGAACGCCAUGAAGACAGUGAAGCCCCUAAGCUACGGAGCCUUUGCCAGCUUUGCGCCCACUUUUGAUUCCCGCUUUUCCACUCUGAGUGCCGAGGAAACUCAAUUGGUCUUACGUACGUAUGGUGAUGCCUCCAGUGCGGAAUAUGCUGAGAGUAUUCUUCAGUUCACCAAGGACUCUAGCUAUGGGACAACCAUUGCCAAUGGUUUGCUGGAUAUCCUCACUAACGGCGAACACAGCAAAUCCCUGGAUGAACUCUACAACAUGCAGCUGCAUUCGUACGAGCAACGCGAGAUUUCAAAGUGCUUUGAGCAGGAGAAGGAAACCCCUUGCCCGCAGGAAACCUCAGAACAAAUCGAGCAAGAGUACGAGAAAUACAAAAACACCGCUGUGGAUUUCAAGCGAUUGCAAUCUCUCGGCGAUCUUGGCAUCGAUGUGAGCUUUUUGGACGGCAUAGAGGCGGAAAUGAAGAAUUUCGAGCUCAACCGACGAAUGCACGAGCAUCUCAGUCAAAAUUUGACUCUCAUCGAAAAGCUGCGAGUAACCCAGCACGAUCGUUUGUCACAGCCUUUGCCGAAUCACCUGGGACUGGUGCAGCCCGCUGGUCAGGAGGAGGCCCAAACCGCCCAGCAACUGACGCAGCAGAUCAGUGAACUGGCAAAGAAGCUGCCGCCUUCUGCUAUUGCCGAUCCCUAUGCCUUACGGAAGGCCAUGGGCAUGUCCUAUGCUGGCCUGCCGCCACCUCGGCCGGUUUCUCCACGCGUCCAACUGCCCGAGCUGCUACAACAGCCGGUGGCCCUUCCCCAGUUGCAACCGGUGGCCAUGGAGAUCGACGAGUCCGAUGAGCAGCAUGGCGGUGGAGAUCUGGAGAACGAGCUGCGCGAGUUCCUCGAAAGCGGAUCCGGCCUACACCCUACGAAUCCGGCAGAUGACAACAGCAUCGUCGCCCAGCUGCUGCUGAACUAGGGGAUCGGGAUAUCUCCAUGACGCGUGCUAUGUUUAUAAUGUAAGAUAAUUAAAUUUCUCUAAAUUAUUUUCAUAUAUCCCAUGGCAGUUGCAUUCUAAAUAAAUUGUAAGAUAAUACUAAAA
Molecule: messenger RNA, 2820 nt
Organism: Drosophila subpulchrella
Lineage: Eukaryota; Metazoa; Arthropoda; Insecta; Diptera; Drosophilidae
Gene: Brd7-9
Product: bromodomain-containing protein 7
Exons: 4
Coding region: 112-2697 (861 amino acids)
Biological process (GO): regulation of transcription by RNA polymerase II
Cellular component (GO): nucleus
Source: RefSeq, a predicted model, not a curated record